AAGCUGCUCGCUUGUGCCCUCACCUUCCUGCGUGUCCCGGCGUUUGAAACCCAAACACAAGAAAGAGGAAGACUUCAUAGCGCGCUCAUGGGAGAACGCAGUAUUUUUUUCAGUCCUGCACGUCGCACGAUGGCUUAUAUAUGAGGAGGACAGUUUGGGAUGCGGGCAUAAACAAACGUCUCCACGGACAGAAGCGCACGAGAAAACAUAACUCUGUCCUUUCCGACACCGAGAAGGACUCCUCCCCGCCUCGACCGUGUCACACCCGGUAAAUCGCCACGAAAGGAUAACAUUCUUUUUUACGCUGGAAACAGAAGACCGAAUCCAACAUUCCCAUUCAUUUCGCAGUGACUGGCUGACUGUAUGGCUUUAAAAAGUUGCCUGGAAAACAUGAACAUCUGACGUGCGUCUUACAGCGUCACCGGACACAUUGAUCCCCCCUCUCUUUUUUCUCCAUCAUAUCUUGGGCUGACUAAUCCCCUGCGCUUUCUGUUUGGAGUAAGAAUAAGUGUUGAGCAGUUGUCAUUUGCCCUGACACAGGCUACAUCCAGUAGCUCCCUGCAGAGGGGAACACGAUCACACCACAGAAGACACUGCCUGUUGUGCUGCGCUUUCGUGCCUGUAUUUGCUGAUCACUGUUUGUGCAGUAGAUGGAGAGAUAUUUUGUCACCCUGAUACGGAUUUGUUAGAGUUGCCAACCUUCAAAUAAAGCUUAUGAUUCAUCUGGACUUUCGCUCUGCGUCAGAGAGAAACGUGUCGCUUUUCUAACUUCACGUUUCCAUCGACCUGAACAAGUGCCGUCCGAAGUGUCAUUAAUGGUUUCCCCGUCGUUUUCUAUGUUGUGCGCAUUUGUAUUUGUUUAGUAUUCACAAACUGCGCCAGAAACACGCGGCCACAUGUGAAUGAGACUCAUCACCUGUCCCGGUUGAAACGCCCGUGCAAGUUGACUGACUGACCCAAGCUGAAGAGGAAUACGUGCCGAAGUUUUGCUGUAGUGAUGCUGCAAGUGGAAAUGGUUCUGUUCGUCUGCUUGGUGCUGUUGAUGUGUGUAUUUAGCCAGGAGCCAAGCUCCAAAGUGGUGGCCGACCGCUACGCUGUCUUCUGGAACCGAACCAACAGCAAGUUCCACCGUGGGGAUUACCACAUCGAUGUGUGCAUAAAUGACUACCUUGAUGUCUACUGUCCUCACUAUGAAGACACAGUGCCUGAGGAACGGACAGAGCGCUACGUCCUCUACAUGGUCAACUAUGAUGGCUACAGCACAUGCGACCACACUUCCAAGGGCUUUAAACGCUGGGAAUGCAACAGGCCGCACUCUCCCAACGGGCCACUUAAGUUUUCAGAGAAGUUCCAGCUCUUCACUCCCUUCUCUUUGGGCUUUGAGUUCAGACCAGGCAGAGAAUACUACUACAUCUCCUCCACCAUUGCUGAAAAUGGGAGAAAAACCUGCCUGAAGCUCAAAGUUUUUGUCCGACCAGCAAACAGCUGUGUGAAAACUAUAGGUGUACAUGACCGCGUUUUUGAUGUAAACGACAAAGUAGACAAUACAUUAGAACCACGAGAUGAUACCAGCCAUGAACCGGCUGAGCCUUCACGGAGUGAAACAAAUGCCGUUCCACGCCUCCAGAAAACAAGUCCACUUCUGGCUUCAAUGCUGGUCUGCCUAGCAGCACUCUCCACUUUAUAGCGCCUCCCUCUCUCCUGGAGGUCAUUUACACCUAGCGUGGCCUGAAUCUGCCCAAGGCUGCAGGGUAGGGGGUGGGAUUUGGGUGGAUUGCAUUUUGCUUGUUUGGGCAUAAAAGCAGGCUUCUCAAGGAACCCUCUAUAUUUUUUUCAGAAAAAAAAAAAAAUAUUUAAGUGGUCUUUCUCCGUCUGUGAGUGAACAAAGUUGAUGUUAGAAGUGGGAGAAACAGUUCGCCCUCUUAAACUUUCAACUAAGAUGCCAAAUCCUGUUUGACACAUAGUGAUUCUUACUUUCCCGUGACUUUUGAUAUCCCUUUACAUUAUGUUUCUGCCAUUGCAACACUGUUUACACACACACACACACACGAACACACACACUUUACGUCACACAGACGGCACCGCAGUCAAAUACAAAAAUUGUUCACAUCAACAUUCACUAGAAGUAGAGUUUUUACACAGUAGCAGUUCUACUUAGUAGGACAGUGAAGAUUCUAGGUCUUAGAAAUGACUGUACAUACACAAACAGAUAAUCCCGAGACCUCUCAAGAAGCCUUUCAGAAUAUAUUUCGAUUGUUCUGCUGGAUCAUUGAGAACCACAUUUUUGCAACUCUGUUUUUCUAGAGUUAAUUUCAUGCGAGUAUGAAUAAUGUCUAAAGAUGUAGGAGAAGAAGUGUUGUGUUUCAAGCAGGAGUCAGACUAUAAAACCUUAGCACUGAAAAAUACAUGCCUGGCAUGCACCUUAGCCCACAGAUCUUCACACUGUCAUGAUUCAAAGACAGUCUGAAGAUCAUUUAUCAUUGAGUGUCCAAUCGCCCUUGAAUAAAGUAUUUAUGUAUUUUGGAUAAGCUACUUAAAAGGUUUAGUGAGUGAGUGAGUCAGUGAGUGAGUAAGUAAAGGUAAAACAUAAGGAAGUCUGCUCAAUAAAACACCUCUCCAAGCAUCACUCCGGCCUAACAAAGCAACUAAAUUGAAACUUUCUCACCAGACACUUUUUUUUUUUGUUUUUUUGGACUGCUAUCAGGAUAAAAAAAAAUCAAUACCUUCUCAAAGAUGAUCACACAAUUUCACAGCAACAGUCACAAUCAUUUUAUACAAUGUUUACUGAGCUGGGCAGCAAUUUGUUCUCUCUAUUCUGUUUGAGAAUUAGUCAAUAUUAACACUCCCAUAAACAUUUGCUUCCACAGCUUUUAUUCCCCUCUCUAUUGACUGAUAAAAGAAUUGUUUGAAAAUGAUUUACAGCAUUACUUUUUUCAUAUCUGUAUUAUAAUAAUAAUACAGCUACUGAAACGUUAGGAUUUUGUAGUUUGACAUCAACAUGAAUAGGAAAAGUCUUGAGAAACAUUUUAUAAUAGUGCCAUACUUUUUUCUUGGAUCCCUGCCCCAUUAAUAUAAUAACUCUAUUGUUUAAGGUAUGGUUACGUAAAAGUUUGAUGCUUCUUAGAACCAAUUCAUUGCAUUAGUCAACUAAUGCAUAGCUUGUGUUUGCUGUGUGAACAACAACAACAGCAAAAUUCCAUUAAAUUCAAGGCAAUGCACCACUCUAUUUAGUCUGGCCAGGUUUGUGUUAGCACUUAAAUUGAAAAGAAUUCACUGUGAAAUAAUGAUAUUUAGCUUCCCUCAACUCCCACAGAUGCACAGUGGUGAGUUAGCAUAACAAGGCUUUUGUGUCUUUUUUUUUCAGACUGACUUAUUUCUAUAGCUUUUAAAGAAGUCUGAACACACAGAAAACUUGCUGAAACUGACUUCCCUUCAGAGCCAGGUUAUUGUACAAGAAAGAGGGCACCGAUUGGUUUGGGGAAAAAACAGAUUGAAAGUGAGAAAAAGAGUAAGAAAAGGAGCACGGGAGCAAUUGCGUGUCCACCUUCAGCUCCUUGUGUUACUGGCUUAAGUGACUCUUUAAUGAGGUUCAAAAUGACAGGCAUGUGGACCCCAUGUUGUGGCAAGGGGAGUUAUUUCUGGUAUUAAAAAUAGAUGCUGGAAG
Messenger RNA from Archocentrus centrarchus (flier cichlid), 3664 nucleotides. It is a transcript of the gene efna5b, whose product is annotated as ephrin-A5b. Gene Ontology annotation, cellular component: plasma membrane; external side of plasma membrane. Gene Ontology annotation, biological process: regulation of actin cytoskeleton organization; axon guidance; regulation of cell-cell adhesion. The record is from RefSeq and is a predicted model, not a curated record. Gene Ontology annotation, molecular function: ephrin receptor binding. NCBI's taxonomy places the organism in Eukaryota, Metazoa, Chordata, Actinopteri, Cichliformes, Cichlidae. Bases 998 to 1687 code for a protein of 229 amino acids. The transcript has 5 exons.